Molecule: messenger RNA, 2283 nt
Organism: Artibeus jamaicensis (Jamaican fruit-eating bat)
Lineage: Eukaryota; Metazoa; Chordata; Mammalia; Chiroptera; Phyllostomidae
Gene: SLC25A21
Product: solute carrier family 25 member 21
Exons: 10
Coding region: 87-986 (299 amino acids)
Biological process (GO): transmembrane transport
Source: RefSeq, a predicted model, not a curated record
CUUUCGGGAUCAGGAGAAGUUCUGCAGGCCCGCGAGCCCGUCCGUCCACUCAACUCGGCUCGCUGUCGCCCCUGGGCUUUGGGGAGAUGACGUCCAAGACCGAUGUCGGCUUCGUGAAGGAGGCUUCUCGGCAGAUAGUGGCUGGUGGUUCCGCUGGUCUUGUAGAAAUUUGCCUGAUGCACCCCCUCGAUGUGGUGAAAACCAGGUUCCAAAUUCAGAGAUGUUCAACUGAUCCAAACAGUUACAAAAGCUUAGGAGACAGCUUUCGAACAAUUUUCCGAAGAGAAGGGCUGUUUGGUUUUUACAAAGGAAUUCUACCACCCAUAUUGGCUGAAACACCAAAAAGAGCAGUGAAGUUUUUCACCUUUGAGCAGUAUAAGAAAUUGCUAGGAUCUGUGUCACUGUCACCAGCAUUGACAUUUGCCAUUGCUGGACUGGGAUCUGGACUAACAGAAGCCAUCGUGGUUAACCCUUUUGAGGUAGUAAAAGUUGGCUUGCAAGCCAAUCGGAACAAAUUUGUAGAGCAACCCUCCACUGUGAGUUAUGCAAGACACAUCAUUAAGGAGGAAGGCUUGGGCCUCCGGGGCCUCAACAAGGGAUUUACCGCGACGUUGGGGCGUCAUGGAGUUUUCAACAUGGUUUAUUUUGGCUUCUACUACAAUGUCAAAAACAUUAUCCCUAUCAAUAAGGAUCCAACCUUGGAGUUUUUGAGAAAAUUUGGGAUUGGUCUUCUCUCAGGCACAAUAGCCUCAGUCAUUAACAUCCCUUUUGAUGUUGCCAAAAGUAGGAUUCAAGGGCCUCAGCCAGUUCCUGGAGAGAUCAAGUACAGAACCUGUUUUAAAACAAUGGCAACGGUCUAUCAGGAAGAAGGGAUUCUAGCUCUGUACAAAGGCCUGCUUCCCAAGAUUAUGAGGCUUGGACCAGGUGGCGCAGUGAUGCUGCUGGUUUAUGAAUAUGCCUAUUCGUGGCUUCAGGAGAACUGGUGAUUGCCUAUGAAGUGUUUUUACCCCUUGAGAUAAUUCAUAUUUGCUAUAUGGCACUUUGAGACUAUCAGCUAAACUGAUACAAUUCCAAAUUAUAAUUAUACAAUAAUCAUAUACAAUUAUAAAGGGGAAAACAAUUUAAGGACAAAACCUUCAAAAAUUGUGAUACUUCAAAAAUUAUCUCUACAUAAUUUGAGACUGUAGUUAUGGCUAUAUGCAUAAAUUGUAAGAAGAAAAAUAAUAUAAGGCAAUAAGGUAUGGAGACUGAAUAUAGAAAAGUAGCAUAGAAAUGGUAUAUAAGAAAUAGCAUAGAAAAGCAAUAUAAAUUCUGUGACUUAUGUUUAACCUGCAUCAUUAUACAAUGAAAUCCAUUGUUUGAUUAAUUAUUUUUCCCAAGUGGCCAAGAAAUGCUUAAAGUAAAAAAAAAAAAAUUAAAACAUUUCUGUUAAGAAUUAAACUCUUCCAUAAAUACUAUUUAAAAGUCAUAAUGAAAAUAUUUUUGAAGUGCACUAAAAUGGUCUUUUAAAAAUAUUGACUUUAAUGUUAAAAUGUAAAUCUUUUUUUUAGUAAUAAUACAUAUCUCAGCUCUACUUUGAAAAAUCUACUUUAUAUUUUGCAAUGUUGUUUAAAGCAGGUCAUUCUUUAAAAUCUAGAUAUUUGAAGUCUCUUAUGACAUGAAGUUAUAUUAAACUACUUUCCUUCAUAUUGUUCCCUUUGAAAACCAGUUUUGUUGCUGAAAUGUGCUCAUGUUAAGUCACAGGUUGGAACCACUCCUUGGGCCCAUUUGUGCUGUCUGCCUUUGCACCCAAAUACCUUUGUUAACAACUCUUACUAUGCCAUUCUUAAAAAGGAUGUUUAAAGUAAAAGUACAUUCCCAGAUUACUAGUUAUAAGUACCAGCUUCAGGUGUGAAGUCUAUUUGCAAUGUUAAGAUAUGUAUUAUUCAGGAAAAAAUAACGUUUCAAAUAGAAGUACAUUCUUAGCAUUUCCAAAGAUUCCUGCUCUAACACACGCUUCAACAAAUAUCUUCUUGGCUUUGAUAUAACCACAGAAUUUUAUAACUGCAUCCUUAAGUGAUGCUACUUCAGUAGCUAAAAAUCACCCAAAAUAUCUGCAUGUUCUGCGUGACACCUGUUAUUAAUUAUGACUAUGGGGUGUUUCUGCCAUGAGGCUAUGUCACUAAGGUAUUUUGAAAAUAAAAAAUAAAAGAUAACAUGGUAAUUAUUACUUUUUAUUAACUUAGAGCAUUUGAAGUAUAAAAAUAAAGGCUUUUGACAUACUGUAUAUACAUACGCAGCCUU